UGAAAAUUGAAAUAUAACACGAAAUAGACGACAAAGGAAUUGUGGACACAUGAAAAUUAAGGAUACAAUUUUCCGAAUUGAGUUUCUCGAGAUAUCACUACGCCGCCCCAAAAACCUGACUGGAGAGGAACUCUUUGCUUCUAUAACGAAACGUGUCAUAGAUGGCGCAUCGAUGUUCGUGCUUGCUCCUGAGACUCUUUCUGGUUGUAAUAGUAAUCUGUCAUGUAGCAGCUCAGUGUGAAACAGAUGCAGAUUGCUCUACUAGAAAAUGGUGCACCAGUAAAAAUGUAUGUAGGAAGAAAAAGGGCCUGGGAGUGGCCUGUGAGAGACCAGAAAGCUGCAAACCGUCUCUGUUCUGCCAUACAGAAACAUUCACAUGCGUGAGUUGUGAAUUCAAUGAACAUUGCACUGAUCCAACGAAGCCAGACUGCAUAAACACAUUUUGUGGAUCACAUCCAACAUGUGUGAGGGAGUCAGACUGCGAUCAGUACCAUAAUUUACAAUUGUGCGUAGAUGGACUUUGUGUUGGUGGAAUACGCACAACAACUACUACAACAACAACAACAACGACGACAACCACCACCACCACGCCACCAACAACAACGACGACGUCCACAACAACGACGCCCACGACGACGACGACGCCAACUACAACGACGACGACGCCAACUACAACGACGACGACACCUACCACAACGACGACGCCAACAACAACGUCGACGACGCCUACUACAACGACGACGACGCCUACCACAACGACGACGACGCCAACAACAACGACGACGACGCCUACUACAACGACGACGACGCCUACUACAACGACGACGACGCCAACAACAACGACGACGACACCUACUACAACGACGACGACGCCAACAACAACGACGACGACGCCUACCACAACGACGACGACGCCAACAACAACGACAACGACGCCUACCACAACAACGGCGUCUACUACUACACCGACUCCAUGCCAAAGUAACUCAACCUGCAAAGAAAUCCAUCAUGCUUUUAUUUGCGUUGAUUUCAUGUGUGUGAAAGGCGACCCUCAUAUCCGGCAGAAGAUAAAAGGAACAGACAAGCACCUAUGUUACGAUGUAUUUGGGGAACCAAAUCAAGUAUAUGAGUUUCUGAGUGAAAAAGCCACAGGUACACGAGUAAGAGCUAAAUUCAUAAAUGGUGAUACGACACUAAAAUCUGGAUCCCUGGCGAAGUAUAUUGGUGAACUACUUAUAGAAACCAACACUGUUACCAUUUACGCCACUAGAAGUGAUAUAUUGUUCACAUCUGGCUCAAGACAAACGCCACGCUACGUGCACACGUGGGAGAAAGACGUGCUGUCAUUUAAUGGCUCAGACCAGGUGAAAGUGAGGGUAUACAGGUCUGAGAUGGACAUACAAAUAGGGGAUCUUGUCCAUCUAGUUGUAAUGAAGCAUUUGACUCAUCUUGACUUCAUGAUCGGUGAGGUUCAGAAACUAGCUGACAAUGCAGCAGGGAUUAUGGGUACGGUGUCGUCCCAGGGUUUAUUCAUCCCUUCCGAAUUCUCGUACAAGGGCACAGUCCAUGUGGCCGACUACAGCGUCACUGUUAACUGGAGUCACUCACUUAACUGCUGGACAAUACCUGAAAAUGCCCGGGGAUUUGAUGAACUCUUGGGCAGAUUUUUGCAAAAAUGUUUUUGGUAUUAAAAGAGCUAAUACAGUCAUUGUAGAUCAUCAGUUGAACUUUGGAAAGAUUUUCUUGUUAUCACUUUGGAAAAAUGGAUGGCUGAUGCACAGUGUUCCAUUAUUCUGUAAAACAGAUGAAAAACAAUAGAAUUAUCAUAUAAUACCUUGGUACAUGUACAUAUUAGAUAAACAAAUGUAUAAAUAAAAAUUGAGUGUUUGGAAAGAACCGA
Molecule: messenger RNA, 1900 nt
Organism: Owenia fusiformis
Lineage: Eukaryota; Metazoa; Annelida; Polychaeta; Sabellida; Oweniidae
Source: the annotation of a GenBank genome assembly